This is a messenger RNA of Ceratitis capitata (Mediterranean fruit fly), 6309 nucleotides long. It is a transcript of the gene Ack-like, whose product is annotated as tyrosine-protein kinase PR2. Lineage: Eukaryota; Metazoa; Arthropoda; Insecta; Diptera; Tephritidae. Gene Ontology annotation, molecular function: ATP binding; protein tyrosine kinase activity; protein binding. Bases 369 to 5249 code for a protein of 1626 amino acids. The transcript is spliced from 11 exons. The record is from RefSeq and is a predicted model, not a curated record. Gene Ontology annotation, biological process: protein phosphorylation.
UGCUUGUGGUUCGUGCAGUUUCAAGUGCAACGCGGAAAAUUGAUAAAAGUUUUUUUUAUAAUUGGUGUACUAAGUGAAAAAUGUGUAUAUUAAAUUGCAAAUUGGAAUUGUGUGUCGAAUAAAUCAAUCGUGAAUUUAUAAAAUUGUAUUUUAGGAGAUGUAUGAGUCUUUUUGCACUCCGUUGGAGAUAGAAGCGAUAGCAGCAAUCAAAAUAAAAGCAGAGAUUUUUAGACGCAGUAGCAAACGUCGCUGCUUUUAAGUUUCUUUUAUUAGAAAGCAACGUUUUUUGGAAGGGGGGUGGGGUAUGCGCCACCGGAACUUGCAGCACUAGCGCUUCCCUAAAUGCAAGAACAACAGCAGCAUCAACAAUGGAAUGCCCCCAAAUUGAUUUGUAUGAAUUCCUAACCGAGGCAGAACUGCAACACUACUAUAAUGCAAUCAAAAAUGAACUGAAAAUCACAAAUGCUGCCCACGUCAAGUAUGCAACUGACGAAGACCUCAAACACAUUGGACUGUCGCGCCCAGAAAUACGUCGCCUGCGUAAAUUCUUUGAAAAACACUUUCCACAUGGCUAUCUAAGUAAAAUAAAACGCUUAUUACAAGCGCCAGCUACCAUCGUCAAGCGUGACAGCAGUGGCGAUGGCAGCACAACACUUUCGAAUGCGUCAUUGCAUAGCGCGGCAGAGUCGCCUUUAACAGCGCGUACUGCCAACUCGCCCAGUAGGGCGCCAAAUAAUAAGCACAUUAUACCAGCCGAUUCUAUAACGGUAAAUAAGCAAUUGGGUAAUGGAGAAUUCGGCAUAGUGCAACAGGGUGUGUGGACCAACGGCACAGAACGGAUACAAGUAGCUAUAAAAUUUUUAUGCCGAGAGCGUAUGCAAUCAAAUCCGAUGGAAUUUUUAAAAGAGGCGGCUAUAAUGCACUCUAUUGAACAUGAAAAUAUUGUGCGUUUGUAUGGCGUUGUAUUGGCAACAGACUCAUUAAUGCUGGUAACAGAAUUGGCACAUCUACGUUCACUAUUAGAAUGUUUAAAAGAUCCCGGUUUGCGUGUUAGCUUUCUUACCAUACCAACGCUUUGUGAGUUUGCCAUGCAAAUAUGUAAUGGUAUGCGUUACUUGGAGAAUAAACGACUCAUACAUAGAGACCUCGCGGCGCGUAAUAUUUUGGUAUUUAGCAAAGAUAAAGUGAAAAUUUCUGAUUUCGGUCUGUCCCGUGCUUUGGGUGUGGGCAAGGAUUAUUAUAAAACAAAUUUUAAUGUCAAUCUCAAACUACCAAUUGCCUGGUGUUCACCAGAAUGUGUAAACUACUUACGUUUCACCAAUGCCUCAGAUGUAUGGGCUUAUGGCGUCUGUUUAUGGGAAAUGUUUUCCUAUGGGUUUCAACCUUGGCCUGCACUUACUGGAAUUCAGAUACUAGAGGCCGUAGAUGCGCCCAAUGGCCAGCGUCUCGAGCAACCAGAUUGUUGUCCUCAGGAGUAUUAUACACUCAUGAUGAGAUGUUGGCACGAAGAUCCUGUGAAGCGUCCUAAGUUUAGUGAAAUUUAUGAUAUGCUCCCAGAUAUGAAACCGGAGCAGUUGAAAGCGGUUGUGCAUUGUUUGGAGCCGAAAAAGGAUCAUUUGUUGUAUCGGCAAGGCGAUAUUAUAACUGUGCUUGAUCGCAAUACGGGCACACCAUUUUGGAAGGGUGUACUUACAACUGGGAAGACAGGUUUUUUCAAUCCUUCGAAUACUGUUGCAUACUUAGAGGGAUUACCCACGGCUAACCGAGACUCGUUUUGUCGCACCACUGAGCGCAUUAGCAAACGGAAAUUACGCACGGAAAUGAUUUCUAAGCCACAAAAUGAUUUUAAACACACUGGACAUGUCGGCAUUGAUGGUGAUUCAUUUGGUGAUAUCGCAUUUCUUGGCAAUUCGCAAAAUUACAGUCACGUGCCACGACAAAUUGUUACACCCUACAAGCCAUCGGAAGAUAUUGAACAAACACCACUCCUACAGCCGCCAACGCCAACCAGUCCAGAUUCAUUUCAAACUGCUAGUGGUUACUUCGCAGAAGAGGGUCCUGGUUCAACGCACAUGAAUAAUCCCACAUUCAUAUCGUCCACUGAAAACACACCGAAACAUUUCAACACCGGCAAUGGGGGUCAGCCAUCAUUUGAGUUUCCCGGACAACAGUCAUAUGCGAAAUCUUUUGCCAAUCCAUUUUCAAAUAAAACAGGGGACGAUGAGGUGACGGUCGGCGGCACACUAGCCAUGCAAAAUCACAACUACGGCAUAGACACUGAAAGCUUCCGAAGUAGCAUAGCUGCGACUGGUGGUGGUGCGCAAUGGCGUGAUAUCGACAGCAAGAAUGGCGGUAGCAGUGAAGAGCCACAUGAAUAUCAUGAAAUUUCCGAUGAUGAAAUGACUGCAGACAAGCUGGACUUUGGACCAUCUCUUUUAGAUGAAAUCACAUCCAUGUUUGGCUCAAUGAGCGCCAGUGCUAGCGCUGCUAUACCCAAAACAUCCGAUUUUGAGCAUACAUACAAAAAGAACGAAUUCGCUGAAGUCACCUCCUCGAAAUUGGUGGGCGGCAAAGGUGGUGAUGCCAAUGGUGGCAAAUUUGGCACGACGUCGAAGAAGAAGUCCUCCGGUACGGUCAAACCGAUUUCGGUGAAAGAUGAACGUAUACUCAAUCAAGCAAUCGAAAUCGCAAAUGAGAUCAGUGCGAGAUCAAUGAAUGACUUGGUAGCUGAUCCCGCGACCAGUACACAAAGUCCAAAACGUAAAUUCAGUUUUCGUUUUCCGCAUUUAUCCAGUGGCAGCGGCCAUGGCGCUGAUAGGGCAUCUGGUGGUAGUGGCUCACCGACUGCGGGUGGCAGUGUGAGUGGUAGCACUGCACCACAAAAGUCCUUGUCGCCUUAUUCGAAAAAGAAAAAUUUCACUGAAGAGCUAGAGAGCAUACCCGAUUUGCAGCGAUUUCGCUCCCUAAGUGAAAUUAAAAACGGAAACGGUCCCGAUUUGCGUAUACCUAUUUUCGAUAAAGAGAGUUCUGAUUUUUGUUUUGAGAAAUCCCGUGAAAUACUUAGUCGUCCAUUGAGCUUAGAUCCACCACCACCACCACCGCAACUAUCCGCUCAUAUCAACACACCGCCUCUUACCGCGCCCUUUGACACACAAACGUAUCGUGGUUUGCGUAAUCAAAAGAGCAUCAGCGAGAAUAUUAUGGAUAUUGAGAAUACUUUGAAGGCUCUGAAUCUCGAUUUUAUGCACACCUACACUGAGUUGGACAAAACCGACUCGGAUGAGACUCUACUGAACGAACAGUUUUCGAACAUGGUAUCCUCGAUUGAGGAUGAAAUUAGCAGCGCCGCCGGCAGCCUCAAAUCCGCUGUCUACAACUACAGUAAUGGCGUACAGACAAUGUUUGAUUUUAACGCGGCCACAAGUCAUUUGGAUAAACAUUUGCAGUAUAUCAAUACACAGAAUAAUGCGCAGGCGCAAUCAGUGCUUGGUGAUUUAAUGCAGGAUCAGAAGAUGGCUGAGGAGAAACGCUCCAGCACUCCCGAUACAGGUUUCGCUUCACGCGACACCAACAUUUCGCUCUCUCGACGCAGCAGUCAAAAGUCCAGCUAUAGUCCACAAGAGAAUUACUACAGCCCCAAGGAGACGGCGACUUUAGGUCCCAGCACGAGCAGCAGUAGUUAUAUGACUCAUAAGGAUGAGAACCUCUUGCUCGGCAGCGAGCGUUUUAGCGCCGCAAAGUAUGGCGGUAGUGCUUCGCCAAGUAAAACUACCACGCUCAAUGCGAGCAGCACUUCUGUAUACAGUACCAAUCAAAUGAAAAGCGUAGCAGGUGCGCUUGGUACCGUCGACGUUGAGCAAUACACACAAAGUGGCCAUCGGCAACGUUCUAUGUCCUUUACAGACAAUCCCAUGAAUCCCAUUUCGCCUGUACUGUCUGAGCCGCAGCAACGUUUGAAACGCCGCUCAACGCAUUCGGCUAUGGAGGAUCGCUCUAGCCACAAGCCGCACAUGCGCAGCGCCUCCUCUUAUAAACCACGUUCGAUACGCGCGCGCACUUUGCGUCGGCUCAGCUAUAACCCUAUCAUAUUGGAUUCGAGCUCAUCGAGCGAUGAUGAUCCCAUCAGCGAUUGUAAUCCGAGUAUUGCGCGCUCGGAGUGUGACAUACGCGGACGCGUUUCCUCACUCUAUCGUCGUCGGCGCCCAGCAAGCGGUGGUAGCAUUAGCGGUAACAACGGCACACAUCAGCUACUGACCCCAGGUUGGCAUAACGAUGAAGCGUCCGAAUUGAACACAACGUCACAGAAGAAACUGUACGGCUCAAAUGUGAGCAUCAAGUCAGCGCCACAUUAUAAUUACGGCGCGCGCAGCAUGUCGCACCACUACAGUCAUCAAUUCGAGGAGCAAUUUGCAUAUGAGGAUCGUAUUUACGAUUUUGGCGGUGGACGCGGCCCUGGAAAUAACUAUAGCGGCGGUGGUGUUGGCUUAGCGGCCAAUACGCAAGGUCUUGGCAAAGGGUUGGAUUUGAGUGCUAAUAAUAGUCGCGGUGUUGUUAGUAUUGGUGCGGCUAUUAAUGCUGGCAGUGGGAAUGGGAAUACUGGUGGCGGCUCAGGCUCGGGUUCUUCCUCGGCUACAUCAUCAGCGCCACCAUAUAGUGGCGUUGUGGGCGUCGGAGGCGGUGCCGGUGCAGGUAUGACCAACAUUGGCGAGCAUGGCUACAGCGCGCUCAGUGGCAUUAGUGCGCGUAAUGCAGUCUUCCACGAAUUUGAUGUUAGUCGUUUAACGGGUAAAAGUCCCACUUCCAAUUUCGCGAACUCUUCAACUGAAGAGCGCGGCCGCGCACAUCCAUCACCGCCCAAAUCGUUACCACUUCUAAAUGCAGCAGCGCCGUCAGCAGGCGGCACUUCAGCGAGCGCGUUACACAAGAGCUUGAAUAGCGCCAAACAACAAAUGGAAUUCCAUUGGCCCGAAAAGAUACAUGCGUCCACGGUAAAACAGAAUGAAUUGCUCUGGCGCCAGCAGCAGCAACAAGAACGCCAACACGACACAUCGCUGACGAAACAUCAAGCGCACAACGCUUUCUUGGGCAGCAUGCGCGUCAGCAGCGCCACUGCAGGCGUUGGUCUGACACUAGGUGCCGGUGGUGUUGGUGAGCCGGCUUAUACCAGCGACAGUUCUUCCAGCGAUAGCGAUGAAUUCGCAUUUCGCACCGAGUUCAUACCUCACGUACCACCAAGUCCAGCGCCAUAACUAAAGAAAAUGCUGAGAUAUUUUUUCAAUUUACUUUUUGGUAAUGUCUUGGAGGAUCAACCACAGCAGCACUAAAGUGUCUGUGUGUAUGUGUGUUUGCAGGGGCGUUAAGUGCGGCGAAUUGAAGGAAGGAAGACAAGCAUAGACAUACCACAUACAUAUGUAUGUAGUAACGUAAAGAAUUGAUUGAUUUACUUAGUAUGUAAGCAAUUUGAUAGAUAUUUAGAGCAGUAUUUUUUUGUUGUAAGGAGUAACGUAGAGUAACGAAAACGCUAAAGAGAGAAAUUUUGUUUGUUGCGAAUGCGACCGACGCUGCGAGUGAAACCGGUGAAGCUAGUAAAUGCUACUUGCAACCGCUUCAGCUGCUCCUUGGUUGCAUAUUUACCACUUAUUCAUUGAUAUGCGAGCUGCUUAAAUUUGUUUGUUGGAUUUGUAAGAAAAUUUAUAAAAUAUUAAAUUAAAUGAGUAAAAAUGUUGGCAACAAUGUCAAGUUGCCUCCAAAUUUUUCGUUUGCUUUUUUUUGGGGAAUUUAAAUUGCCGAAUAGUUUAUUGAUUAAAAAUUCGUAUGAACAGCAGCGCAGAUAAUUCUUAACAUAGGGAGUGCCUUAUCGAGAGUAAUUAUUUUCUGCAUCCACGCAGCGCACAUGCAUACAAACAUACAUACAUAAACGCACUUAAAGCAUUUAAAGAUUUUAAAGCGCAUUUUUUUGUAAUCAAAAUCAUAACUUUUAGCUCAAUUUCACAAAAAAAUGAGCGGUUUCACAUAAAUUGCGAAUUUGCAUACAUCAAACAUUAACAGUGAAAAAAUUCAAACAUAAAUGAAAAUGAAAAAGUUCCCAAAUGCAAACAGCAAAGAAAUAAACUUUUAUGCAGACUUUUUAUGCGCAACAAUCAAUAGCUUAAUACAAUUGUUUUUAUACAUAAAAAAUAUUUUUACAAAAAUUUUCUUUUUACAAAACUUAUGUAAAAGACAUGGCUCGACAUAAAAUAAACCAGAAUACAAAACAGAACAAUAAACAAUAAAUUUCAGAAGGCAUUUAAAAUUGUAUGUUUCUUGAAG